AUGAAGGGCCCACCUCAAAGCAUCACUAUAUUCACCCCGCCUCUACGAAGAAUCAAACAAGUCCCGGUGCACACCGGCCCACCCCCAGGCUCCAGCAACUCCGAAAAUAUAUACCUCAGAAUACGCAGGAGUCCUGGUGGGCGGACAGUCUACAUCCUAGGUCCGCACGGUGAAGUGAAACACCAGGGCCUCCAAGACGUGCUCGACUUCGAGUUUCAAAACCUCAACAACACGCGUUCCAAGCCUCCUAGAGCCACAGUACAGGUCUUGUGGCCCUAUGAACGGACGCCAGGGGAUAUACUCACCGUCGAGUUUGUGGAGUACAGGUAUCUCUUUAUAUUCCGUCUUGUGAACGGGGUCAUGAGUUGGUACUUCUCGUACAUUGGGGACUGCGAGGAAACUCUGAAACAUUUGAAAAAAAUCCAUGAGUUGGUGAGAACUCAUAUUUUCUACGAAUGUAUAUUGCUCUAUACAGAGAGCAGGAACAUGAAGGUGCUGCAGGCGAUACUAGAGUAUACGGGGAAGAAGGGGAGGAUCUGUCCAAGAUGGAUCGAAAUGGACGAUGACAGCAAACCGCAUGAGCAUGUCGUAGUAAAAAUAUCUACAGACAAGACGCUUUAUCAUCCGGACCAGGUGAUUAAGGGCCAGAGGUGGAGUACCACGCAUUAUAUAUGUGAGGAUACGCCUUGUACUGAGCUAUUUAAGACAAUUUGCCCGGAGGAGGAGAUGAAGUUCACGUUGCGGAUGAGGUGGACGGACGAGACUUAUGAUAUACACUACUGGAAGGGUAUGAAGGAGCCAUUUAAGCUGACGGUGAUGGAGAAGAUGGUUAGGAGCGGGGGGGUACAGCCACUGUGGUUUGUGCCGUCGGCAGCGCCGAUUAAUGGCGAAGAUGGGAAUGUAUACGUGCUUCAGGAGGAUCUUGACGAGUAUGAUCGUUUAACUUUUGUUGGUGUCCACCCCACUGCGGACGACUUUCUAGGGUUUAGAUAUCGUCAGAUGCAUGGAUUUCAGCAAGCGGCAAUAUCAUCGCAGAAACACUGGAAGAACCGGCGCCCUACAGGCUCAACCAGUCAAACGGAGCUUGUUGUUGGACCCCAGUUACUAAAAUAA
This is a messenger RNA of Morchella sextelata, 1113 nucleotides long. RefSeq lists its product as uncharacterized. NCBI's taxonomy places the organism in Eukaryota, Fungi, Ascomycota, Pezizomycetes, Pezizales, Morchellaceae. The coding region runs from base 1 to 1113 and encodes 370 amino acids. The transcript has a single exon. The record is from RefSeq and is a predicted model, not a curated record.